Lytechinus variegatus (green sea urchin) is the source of this 975-nucleotide messenger RNA. Its product is annotated as protein crumbs homolog 1-like. The coding region runs from base 175 to 975 and encodes 266 amino acids. Gene Ontology annotation, biological process: Notch signaling pathway. Gene Ontology annotation, molecular function: calcium ion binding; Notch binding. The transcript is spliced from 9 exons. The record is from RefSeq and is a predicted model, not a curated record. NCBI's taxonomy places the organism in Eukaryota, Metazoa, Echinodermata, Echinoidea, Temnopleuroida, Toxopneustidae.
CUGCAAAACAAAUAAAUAAAUAGGUAUUCGGUUGAAGUUAUUUGUAUUUUGAUUUUUUUUUCAUUAGCUUUCUGAAGACACACAUAAGACAGACGAGAGACUAUAGACUCUUAAACAAGCUGCCCUAUCUUUGAGGUUUCAGUCAUAACCAGUGAGAAACAUCUGACCAGAAAAAUGUCGGAUAUAUCUUCGGUGUGGGUGAUUACGUUCUUUAUUUUCAUAAGCAUCACAGCAUCUAUCACCAUGACAACAGCUUCAUCUAGUGUAUGUGGGCACAUUCAACGUCGGGAUGGGACUAAUAUUCAAUUGGUACCAAUAAGCUUAAUGAAUACCUUUCCUUCUAUCUAUAAGAAGAUGGUCCCUGAGAUGCUCUCCCUAAACCAUCUUAUCUGCUCUUUACCUGAAAGUUUGAACGGAACAGAUGACCAAUAUGAUAUGGAUUUAUUUCAUCUUGAGUGUAACUGCCCAUCUGGGCGCCUUGGAGAGCACUGUCAACAUGAUUUUGAUGAAUGUUCGAGCAGCCCUUGUUUAUAUAAUGGCACGUGUAGUAACCUUGAUGAUAGUUAUAACUGUACCUGUAUACCUGGGAUAAUAGGGAACAACUGUGAGAUUGAUAUUAAUGAAUGCGAAAGCUCACCGUGCCUCAAUGGAGCGACUUGCCUGGACCUUAUUAAUGCCUUCGACUGCUGGUGUUUUCCGGGCUACACAGGAGUUUACUGUGAAAGAGAAUCAUCUAUUGUUCUAAUAGUGAAAGGAAAAAAUAUACUGGCUGGUAGUUUUUCAGACAAUUCCUCACUUCUAGAUACCCGUUACGUCAGACUCUCUCUACCGGAUAUUACUUCACCUCGAUCGGUUGCUUACGACCCAUAUGAUCGAUUGGUCUACUGGGUUAAUACCAAUAAUAUUUCAAGGACUAAUCUAAAUGGAAGUAAUAACGAACUCAUCUUUUCCGAACCUGAGGGUUCUGAAUAUUAA